GCAAGAGAUAUGCUAAAAAUUAGACAAAGAAUAAUUUCGUGAAUAUAAGAUCGGAUACACUGGCAACAUAACAGGCCCCUGUCAUCAAGCCAUGUCUGCUCCAAUUUCAACACCCGACAGACCACCGCCGCCUCCUCCACCGGUGACGCAAGGUCCUCCAGUUCAGCCAAGAUGGGCCACCGCACUGAAGCACACCAUAUACGAGCUCCGGCUACAACGCCGCAUCGCCGCUCCCCUUACAAUCAUGAACCUGACGUGGUUCGCAAAGUCGACCAUCACAACUAUCUUCCUCGGCCGCCUCGGUGACCUCCAGCUUGCUGGCGGCGCGCUUGGCUUAACCUUUGCCAAUGUCACAGGCUACUCUGUGCUGACCGGCCUCUGCGGCGCCAUGGAACCAAUCUGCGGCCAAGCAUACGGCGCCGGAAAUCGUGGACUCCUUCGCAGGACCCUCCUCAUGGAGAUUCUCCUUUUGCUUGUUGCAUCUAUCCCAAUAUCUUUUCUUUGGCUCAAUGUAGACGCAAUCCUUCUACGUUUCGGCCAACAGAAGGAGAUUGCAAGCCUCGCGAAGAAAUACGUGGUGUUCCUUCUCCCUGACCUAUUAGUUAUCUCAUUCCUCAGUCCCCUUAAAGCCUAUUUAAACUCCCAAGGCGUGACGCUCCCCGCUCUGUUCAGCUCAGCCACCGCGCUAGUUCUGCAUUUGCCACUCAACAUUCUGCUCUGCAAGCUCAAAGCGCUUGAGGGCGUGGCGAUGGCCGUCUGGCUGAGCGACCUCGCCGUCGCUAUCAUGCUUGCUUUAUACGUUUUCAUAACUGAGAUAAACACCAAGAGCAGAGAUAACAACGUUCCUCUGCCGUGGUGGAAGCAGAGCAAAGCAGAGUGGGCGCGGCUUCUGCGGCUGGCGAUGCCGUGCUGCCUUAACAUGUGUUUGGAAUGGUGGUGCUAUGAAAUCCUGGUCUUGCUCACGGGGAGGCUUCCAGACCCCAAACGUAUGGUGGCUAUCAUCACCAUCGUUUUCAACUUCGAUUAUCUGCUAUUCUCAGCCAUGCUGUCUCUCGCCACCGCCGCGUCCGUGCGAGUGUCGAACGAGCUUGGUGCCGGCCGCGGAACGGCAGCGCGUGCGGCGGCGUACGUGUCGAUAAGCAUGGGCUUCCUCGGUGGGCUCAUAAGCGCGGCGGCGAUGGCGGGGGCGAGGGGAUGGUGGGGUGCGGUGUUCAGCAAAGACAGGGGAAUCGUAGGGGGGGUGAAGAGCACGAUGCUUAUUAUGGCAGUGGUUGAAGUGGUGAACUUUCCGCUUGCGGUGAGCGGAGGAAUAGUACGCGGCACAGCGCGGCCAUCGCUGGGCAUGUACGCGAGCACCGGCGGGUUUUACCUGGUGGCGCUACCGCUUGCGGUGCUUCUUGGGUUUAAGGCAGGGCUGGGGUUGUCUGGAUUGCUGCUGGGGUUUCUCGUCGGCGGCGCAACUAGCGGCGUGCUAUUGCUGGUAUUUUUGGCUUCUAUUGACUGGGAAAGGGAGGCGGAAAAGGCUCAGAGAUUAGCAGCGGUUAGCUUGAACGGUGCAGAUGAACCUAACAGAAUACGUGAUAUUAGGACGGUUAAUGAUUAGCCGGUGAUUUAAUUUGAGCAUAUAUGAUUAAAAUUCGCUGAUUAAACUGUGUUGGAUUAUAUAUUCUGUAUUGAGCAGUGCUAAAUUAUUAUUUGGAAGAUUUAUAGCUUUAUGUACAGUGCAAAAUGGAAGUUUGGCAAUGCUUUUUCAAUA
This is a messenger RNA of Dendrobium catenatum, 1756 nucleotides long. RefSeq names its product protein DETOXIFICATION 56. Gene Ontology annotation, biological process: xenobiotic detoxification by transmembrane export across the plasma membrane. Gene Ontology annotation, molecular function: xenobiotic transmembrane transporter activity; antiporter activity. The transcript has a single exon. The coding region runs from base 92 to 1603 and encodes 503 amino acids. The record is from RefSeq and is a predicted model, not a curated record. Gene Ontology annotation, cellular component: membrane. NCBI's taxonomy places the organism in Eukaryota, Viridiplantae, Streptophyta, Magnoliopsida, Asparagales, Orchidaceae.